Messenger RNA from Psammomys obesus (fat sand rat), 1024 nucleotides. It is a transcript of the gene Tmem54, whose product is annotated as transmembrane protein 54. The transcript has 6 exons. The coding region runs from base 162 to 830 and encodes 222 amino acids. The record is from RefSeq and is a predicted model, not a curated record. NCBI's taxonomy places the organism in Eukaryota, Metazoa, Chordata, Mammalia, Rodentia, Muridae.
GGCGCGCGGGGUGCCGGGCUGGGCGGCCUGCGGGGUGCAGGGAAGGGAGGCCGUCGGGCGCCUGCUGCCUGCUCCGGCGGGAAGAGGAGCUCAGGCCGCCGGUGAGCAGGAUGAGAGCGAGGCCCCGCUGACGCCGGCGGGGGCCACUGGCUGGGAGCGCCAUGUGUCUGCGCCUCGGCGGCCUGAAUGUGGGUGAGUUCCGGAAGGUGCUGAUGAAGACAGGUCUGGUGCUGGUCGUGCUGGGUCACGUGAGCUUCAUCACAGCGGCUGUGCUCCACGGCACCAUGCUUCGCUUCGUGGCUGCCACCAGCGACGCCGUGGUCCUCCAGUACUGCGCAGUGGACAUCCUCUCCGUCACCUCUGCCAUUGUGGUCAUCCUCACUGGAAUUGCAGCCGUCGUCUUGUCUCGCUACCUCCCCAGCACCCCUUUGCGCUGGACCGUGUUUAGCUUGAGCGUGGCCUGUGGCCUGCUUUCUCUGACCUGUGCUGUUGGACUCCUGGCCUCCAUCGCGGUGACUUUCGCCACCCAGGGCAGGGCGCUGCUGGCAGCCUGUACUUUUGAGAGCCCUGAGCUCCCGACGCUCGCACCUGACUGUCCUUUUGACCCCACUCGGAUUUAUAGCUCCAGCCUGUGCCUCUGGGCCAUCUCUCUCAUGUUCUGUGUGGCGGAGAGCGUGUCUGCCGUGCGCUGCGCCCAGCUCGUGCACCGGCUGCUGGAACUGAGGCCCUGGUGGGGGGAAAGCUGCCACCACACGAUACAAGCAAGCCCAGAGCCCCUGGAUGGCCACGACCUCCUGAGCUGCGCCAGCUCCGUGCAGCUGACCCUCUGACACCUCAGCAGCACCAUGGCUACUGAGGCACGUGACCAAGCCUGGACAUGUGAUGAAGCUUGCACUGACCUGCGCCCAGGACUCCUAGAGCAGGCCCAAGAAAGCUCAGUGGACCCCUGGGCACACUGGCCGCCAAGCAGUCUGCACUGAAACAAGACUUUAUUCUGAAGUUAUUAAAAAGAACAGAGAUGCUC